AUGCUUCGCUCAGGAGCUGCCAGUGCAUCUAGCGGCGGUGGCCGUGGUCCAUCGUCGUCCUUGUCAAGCGUAAAACGGUCAAAACACGACGACACACGCCUUCCCGAGGCUUACCAACAGGAGAGGCCACCAUGGAGACCACCACUUCACCCGACCGCCGCCCGACGCCAUGUUCCCGAUCUCUUUCCUACCAAAUCCGGUCAACCCGAGGACGACAUGUCCCAAAUUUCUGUGCGCAAAGGUUUCGCUCCACGCACCUACGUCCACAACGAGUACUUUUGUGCACAUGACGCCAUCCAUACUCGCCUCCUAUCGCCUGAUGCUCUCGACACGCUCUCCGAUUGGAUGGACGAGGUCAUGCAGCGCCGCCGCGAACUCGACCGUGCCAGCAUCGCUACCAACCAGUACAAACCUCCCUCGCGUGUUACGCUCAAUGACGCUAAGCUCGCCAACUACGUCAAAGACCUCGCAGAUCCCACUGUGCCCCUCAUGCGUCUCUCCAGAAGUGUUCCACAUGGUUUUCGUGGCGAGAAGCUCUUUGAAAUGCUCUGGGUGGGAGGCGCUCUACCCUCCACUGCUACAGCUGCUACCACCACCGUCAACUACUUUCAUUCCCGAAUCGCUGGCCCCCCGUCCGCCUCUUCUGCUUCCGCUUCUGCUUCCGCUUCUGCUUCCACCUCUGCUCCAAGAAAAAGCGUCGACAUUCCACGUGCCGUCUGGUUCAUUCGUGCCUUGGGGGCUGCCGAACUCUCGUCGCUCCGCAACAAGUCAGCCGCUACCAUCAUCCCCGAGAUCACCUCAAAUUUGUGCGCAUGGAUGGCCAAGCAGGUUGCUGAACUCAACCUUGUUCAUACCGCCGAAUCAAACUCUACCGCCACUGCAUCUCCCGCCCCCGUUUCUCCCUCCACCCAUCUUCCUCGCACGCCAAGCGCUGCUCCAUCUUCGCUCUCACGCUCCGUAGCAGCUGCCCAUUUCGCUCGUACCCCUUCCAACCUCAAUCCAGCCUCCUCUCCGUCCUUAGCACCUGCAAAAGAGGUCUGCUAUGUCUUGCAGAAUGACGCCGACGAAGAGCGAUGGAUCGCAAAGUGGUCCUACAGUCUCUCGCUCGCUCGGCAUCUCCAUGCACAGAAUUUGCUCGACCGUUCCGUCUUGGUCCGAUGGAUCGUUGAUGCCUUUUCAGCCUCCAACCUGGUUCAGCUACCCUUUCUACUCGAGCUCGUCCAAGAAGUGCUCCUCCUCGUUCUUCGACGUCGAUGCUUUGUCAAGCCUUUUCUCACCGCACUGCUCGUUCAGAUCCCAAACGUAGAUGCACGUCUCGAUCCUUCAUCCAGCGGCGGUCUGAGAACCAAGCUCGUACUCCUCUUCCGCAUCGUCUGCGAAAACAGUCCCGAAUCUCUCAUCAGUCCACGUCUUUGGUUCGAGCAUUCAGCUAGUCUCACCCAGCUUUUGAACGAGCUCAACGCUGAAACUCCGUUACCUCUCUCCCACCAGGCCUUCGAAUUUGUCGAGCAGACGGUCAGGCCACGAGUUGACCGCCUUCUCUUGCGACCCCACAGUGGCAACACAACCCAGAACGCUAGUCUGGAAACGCAGGAAACGCUUUCAUCCCCGCUACAACACCAUCUCGACAUCCAAGCUCUUGAUUCGUUCGACAUGACCACCAUCGAUCGCGUUUUUCUCCAGAAUACAAGUGCCACCCACCGCUACGCCAAACACGACCGUGACGAUACAGUUUGGGCUACCAGGAUUGACACCAUUCUCACCUGGGCCUGCACCGAUCGUCGGUCCGGAGUCGUGCGUCAAUAUCUUGCAGCAACACUCAUCGAAAAGAUCCGCUUUGGCGUCCCGUGGGAAGAAUCGAGCGAAGAGACCGAUCAGGUGUCACUACCCGCCUUCGAUCUAGAGCACAAUACCACCAAGACGCGCAAGAUCAAUGUUGAGCCCAUGCUCAUCAAGUGGCUCGGUGAUGUCGAAACAUCUCUCAAUCAAAAGCUCGACGAGUCUUCGACCCAAACACGCGUUUCUCUCUUGGCAACUGUGGAUGUCGGUGCCAUCGUUGUCCUCCUUGGUGAGCUCGCUCGAAGAGGAGUCUUCUCCUACACGAAAUAUCUCCAGAGGUUGAUCGCCCGUGGAAUGACUGCUCCUUCAGCUUCGAGUGCCACAGAGCAGCACCAAAAUCCCGAUGGCAGCGUCCAGACGCCCUCGUCUGUUUCUGCAUCCCGCGACUCUUUGCAUCUGCGCCUCUUGCGCUCGUUGCCGCUAUACGAUCAACCCGCUUCAGUCUAUCAGCAACGAAGACAGGCUAUCUAUGGCGAUCGCACAAAGGAGACCUACGAGGACGCUGCGCAGCGUCGUGCCCUGCGCCAGCUCCAGUCCUUCCUCCCAUUCGCCUUUGCGCAAGAGGUGCAAGCUGAAGCCUCGCGCAUCGCCGUGUCCCCGUCCCCGUCCACACCAGAUCCGGUACAUGCCCUGUCACGCCUGUGGUCAGCCUCGCGCUUUGUGCGCUGCAGACUUUUCCGCAGCGAGUUGCUUCCAGCUGUCACGGCCCGCGUCGAACGUCUCAAUGGCGACCAGCUCUCGCAAAUUUCGGCAGUACUCGUCAUGGCUGAUGACUUUGAAGGUCUAGCUCAGCUUUUGGCGACCUUGCUGCUUCGUCCGCUCUCAGACAAUCUUGCACGAGCUGCCUUCAAUAUGGUCAUCGAAUACAGCCUUGUUUGGAGAUCCAUGGACAUUAUGGCCACGCUCAACCAGCUCGUUCGUCAGCAACUCAACCAUUCAAGUUCGAUUCGAAACGAUCGACAGGCCGUCAUGGCCUCCACUACACUGCUGCGCCUUCGUACUCUGAUUGAAAACGUACCGAGCCGCAUCAGCGCGUCAGCACUCGAUCCAGGCGCAGAUCACGACGCCUUGCAGCAGCACGUGCAAGCGCUAAGGCCCAACGUCGAUGCUCUGCUCGAUCGAUUUGCCAAACUUACAAGAUCCAGUGUUGAAUCGGAUGGGAGCAUCGCCUCUUCGUCCACGCCAGUCGAAGGGUCGGACAUGCUCACACCCUUCCGCAGUCUCUUUGUACAACCAGACGCCAUGAGCGACGAGAUGAUUGAACGAACAAUCGUCGACAGUGUGUUCGCACGCUCCGACACCUCGCUCGUCCCCUCAGCCGUGCGUCUCAUUGAUCAGCUUUACCUGGAAGCCUCGCUCGAGAUCGACGAGCGUCAUGCUCGAUGGCUCUCAAAUCUCGUCCUCAGCAUCGAGCAGGGUACGCACAGCGACGCAUCCAUGAAAGCGCUACUCAGCUUGUUGACUCGACUGAUCGCGCAUGGCACGCUCAACCUGCAACUCGCCAUGGACACGUUCCUAUUGCCGUAUUUGCUAUCUUCGGUCAGAAGGCUCACUGACCCAGCUACCCGCAACACAGAAGUCCCGAUGCAUAUCGGCUCCAUCGUCAGUAGCCUCGGCGAGAUCUUCGCGAGCAGCCUCGGAGAGACUGUGCCGGCAACGUCCUAUGAAGACAUGCGUGCAUUUGGCGCUCAAACCAAGCUGUUGUUUGCCCAAGUCAAUCUUCCUUCACUCCUGCGCGCUGCUACGUGCUUGAUCUCUGCUUUCGACGAGACUUCCACCGUUCCUGCAUCGGAGAAGGCGCAAAUUGAAUCGUUUUGCAACGCACUGCUGCAGUCUCAACCAAUGCAGAUCGCCUUCCGGCAGGAACCCAGACUGUGCAUUUUGGCGAUCAAAGACACAUGCAAGUCAAUGUGGGGCUGCAAUCCAUCACGCGUCAUUGACCUAGCCAUGGCUUGUCUCGAUCCAACGAGCCUGUUGCUGCGUGACGUUGGAACUAUCGACGCCGCUUCCGUCAAGAAUAGGCUAGAUGGUUGGGAUACAGCGGUGGUCGCUACCGAGCUCGUCGAGAUCUUUGAGCGGCUGCAGCUCGUCGAGUCGAGCUUCCAGACAAGAGCCGAUAGCAAGACCAAAGCAUUAGCUUCGGGCAUCUUUGACGAUCUCUUUGUGCAAUUGCCCGACAUCGGAGCGCAGCUCGUUCGCGAUUGUCAGUCGAGCGGGCUUGUUUCGCGCUUUACGGAUAUCGGCAUCAAGAUAUUGUCCGACAAAGUCAAGGCGGCGAGUACAGAUGCGGACAAAACUCCCAGACGUAUGGACAACUCACACAAAGGAAUGACCAACUUCGGUCCGGACGAUGGAGCGGAUGCACCGGCUCAAGCUAAGACCGCGGCGGAUGCCGCCAAACAUGGCCCAUGUGUUGGAGAACAACAAGUCGAAUCGACUCUACGCUCCGUUGUGCGAAUGUGCGAGCAGCAACACAGCUUCAUAUUCAACGCUACCGAUGCCGAUUCAUGCGCACAGCUGCUGCUCCACGUUGUCACCUCUCUCGAAGACGCACUUGGCUCUAUGGCGGCGGCGUCUCAUCAAGACAAGGUCGCACGCCUCGUGACAGUUUUACACGGCAGCAUGACUUUCCAGCUGAUGCAUCUUGUCCUGCGGUUUGGUUGCCUCUGGAAUGGCACGAUGAGAGCUCUCGCGCUGCGACUUGUCAAAGCUCUGCUCGAAUUGACGCGACAAGCGGGCGAAAAGACAGAGUGCGGUGGGUCAUUUGCGCUGCUCCUCGACUCGUUAAGCUUCGUACUCGACGAAUUGCCACCCACGCUGUUGAGUACAUGCUUGCCUGAGCUGGAAACACAGCUCCAGACAAUCGAACUCGCUACGCAGGAACGAAGCGACAAGUUGCAGCAGCUGUCGUUCCGGCUGGAUAAUGCGACUACAGCCAAUGCAUGGUUGGUAGCGUCGAGUGCAGGAGCUGCACUCAAGAAAGGAUGGUUCACUUCGGGAGGACUCAAUCCUUGGGAGUGUGCAGAGUAUCUUGAGGCGCCGCCGGCGGCAAACCCGGCUGCAGCGGGAGCAGCGGGAGCAGCGGGAGCAGCUGCUGGAGGAAACGCUCGAGCUGGGGUCGUUGAAACAGGCAGAAGCGGCGUGAACUCACGGGCAGCGGUGGAGUCUCCAGGAGCGGUGACAGUCAACGAUGCAGAAACAUGCAACUCUCUGCCAGGCGCACGCACUGGCUGGACUGGGAAACUUUGGCUGAACACGGCUAUCCCACUAUCGAUGCUCGGGGUACGCGUGACACGCGAUUUGGUACCUAACUAUGCAUCUCCGGCUUCGCCCGGUGGAGUUUCGGUGGGAAGCAACGAUGCGUCGAGCCAGCCUUGGACGACGGGCGGAGGUGCGUCGGCGAUUGGCGUGGGUACUUGUAGUGCGAUGGAUAUGGAUGCCAAGGAAGCGCUUGCGGCGUUGCCCAUGUUUGUGGAAUCGGAACGGACGUAUGGCGAGCGUUCAGCGGGCGAGCCUGCGUAUUCCAGGGAUCUGAGACGAGGUUUGCUUGUGGAGCCGAAUCUGCCGUGCAGAACUCGGGAUGAGCGCGGUGAGACGUCGCAGGAGCCAGCGAGAGCAACCAUGGAUCCGGCAGGUGCGCAUACGAGCGUCACUUCAUCAGCGACGCAUGAUCCGAGCCAUGUCAUCGACCUCACCUGGGACGCUGAUGAAGAAAUGCCGCUGUCCACGCAUCCACACCACCCUGCAGUGGCGACGACAAGUCGAAAACGACGCCUCUCAAAACGCGAUUGA
This is a messenger RNA of Mycosarcoma maydis (corn smut), 5631 nucleotides long. RefSeq lists its product as uncharacterized. Bases 1 to 5631 code for a protein of 1876 amino acids. The transcript has a single exon. NCBI's taxonomy places the organism in Eukaryota, Fungi, Basidiomycota, Ustilaginomycetes, Ustilaginales. Gene Ontology annotation, biological process: regulation of transcription by RNA polymerase II. Gene Ontology annotation, molecular function: transcription coregulator activity. Gene Ontology annotation, cellular component: mediator complex. The record is from RefSeq and is a predicted model, not a curated record.